Molecule: messenger RNA, 3822 nt
Organism: Dermacentor andersoni
Lineage: Eukaryota; Metazoa; Arthropoda; Arachnida; Ixodida; Ixodidae
Source: RefSeq, a predicted model, not a curated record
AAAAUUCAAUGUUUAAUCCAUUCUCUCUGCAAAAUGGUUCAGUACUAAAAAAAUUAUUCUCAUUGUGGUAGCUCAGAAAAUGUAUAGUUCAUUUGUCAUCUUAGCAUGGACAUUAGCUUAAUCACCUCCAAUGUGCCACAUAUGUCGGCUUAGUUUCCGUGUAGGCACCUUUACCAGGGCUGUUACUUAAAGUUGUGUUGUCAGCGUAAAGUGAAAGAAGCACUCAGUUUAUUAUUUUUCUUCAACAGAAACGGGUCAGUGAAAGCAAAUGUACAAGCCGGUGAUAUGCGCACGUGUAAGCUGCAAGCCUAGAUGCACCCUGAUGCAGUCCGUCUGCCAAAGUCGAGCUUGUGGAGAUUGAGGUAUGCCCCGGCACCAUUGCCUGGGCAUUCACCUGUUCUGUCGUCCCUACGCCUCUCCCCUUUUCCACUCGCGACAGUUGUCAGAGGUGGCGUCACAGUGUAGCUGCUCCUGGUGUUAACAGCGCAAAACAUAGAAGGGACACGAGACAAGAAGACGACACCACGAGCGCUGUGGUGUCUUUGCGUCUCAUGUCCCUUCAACGUUUUUUUGUUAACACCAGGAUGGAAAACCAACAAGCCCAAGCUGCUAUUCCAGGGGUAGCCGCUGUCGGCUGCUCGCAACGGGAGCACGGUUCUCAUCUCUCUGGGACCAGCACUGGCGCGGCCGUCAUCGACAGCAGCCUUGGCUGGCGAGGAACAAGGCGGCAGCGACAGCCGUUCGCUGCCGUCCCCAGACGAGCGAUAGCCGAGGGGCCGGACCACGGAGGCAAGCAUGAGCGUGCCCGCGCAGCCGUGAGCCAGGAUGCCGCCGAGACCGCCGCCUGGCCGGGGCCCGUCUCCGCGGGGCUUUCCGCUGCGGGGCCCGCCACCGCGUGGCGUCAGUCCCGGCCGUGGAGGCCGGGGUAGCCCGGGCCGCGGAACUCCGGGACGCGGCGCGGCCACCCCGCCCGAUGCGCCGCCGCCGCCGCCGCCGCCGCCCCCGCCGCCUCCGGUGAGCGAGCAGAAGAAGAUGUUCCAGGACCUGAUGGCCAAGAAGGUGGCCGAGUGGGAUCGCAUGAUGGACACCACCAAGAACGAGGAACGUGGCCUGAGCUUCGACCAGUUCCGCAAGCUGAGCGACGAAGAAGUCGACCUAGCCAGGAGAACCGUCUCCAAGAACAGGCUGAAGGAGUUCAUCGACCUCAAAAUCCAGUACUUCGACCAGCUGGCCGGCGAGUCCACCCCGCAACACAGGGGCGAGGGGCUCCGGAAGUUCAAGCAGGUGUGCGAGAGCGAACUGGAGUUAGCCAAAUCGGUCGGACCAAAAGUGUUUCUCGAAGAGGCCGAGGCGGAAGCCGCGCUGGCAAAGAAGCAAGCGCAGGAAGACGAAAAAAAGGAGGAAGAAAAGAAGAAGAAGAAUAAAGAAGAAGAAGAGAAGAAGGCGAAAGAAGAAGAAGAAGAGAAGAAGAAGAAAAAAGAGGAAGAAGGCAAAGCGGCGAGAGAAUCCCAGUAUCAGCAUCACGUCCAAGCGCAAGCCAUGUACGGAAUGCAAGCCAUGAUGCCUCGGAUUAUGCCUGGCAUGCGUCCCCGCAAUAUGCCGUUCCCCAUGACUCCAGAGCAAAUGCGAGCGCUGAUGAUGACUUCGGGUGGCCAAGCGGCGUCCACGAGUCGCAUGUUCUCCCCCUCAGGCAUGCAGGGAAUGCACGACGGUAUGGGCCCUAUGACUCAAGGGUCUCACAUUGCAAGUGAACACAAACCUCUCACAGCGGAGGAAUUGGCAGCUCUUUAUGACGCUGACGGCACCAUGCAGUUCAUCAAGGCACCGGGCCAGUACCCGUCCAGGCUUCCUUCCAAGUCCUCCACGGCCGAUCUAAGAGCCACCGACAAAGAAAAAGAUUUCAAGGUCGCCGAUAUUGACCAAAAGCUGAAGCUACUUACUCAGCUGGAAUCAGCGAGGGGUGUUUUGCAGAACCAUUACCCGCCUGAUUCAAGCACGAGCAUGGCCGACGAAGUGAGGAACCGACUGCGCAAGAUAAACCGGCUGCAGAUGAAGGUGAUAGACGAAAUACUUGGAAGCAAAGCGGACCUGACGUCAGAAAUUGUGUCCGACCUUCGGCCAGAAAAACAGGAACGGGAAAAGUUUGAUGACCCGAGAAAAGGUGCUAUGAAAGGGAAGAAGGGGAAGCUUCAUAAGGAGUCGAAAAAAAUAAUUGUGGAGCUACCUGACUACAGUGAAGCCAAUACACAUGUUGUGACCGCCUCGAUAUCUCGGUUUGAUGCUCAGGGCAUAUGCACAGGGACUACAGACCUCUGCCCCAUGCCAGAAGAGUCCCGUCCCGAAGUCCUUUGGGAGAGGCCCCCUGACAGGAGGAGCAUGGCUGGUCCUCCCUGUGACGACUACGGUCCACCGCCGGACACAGGCCAACACUGUAUUCAUUACGAACAGCAUAUCGACUUCUUCCCAGACAAUGCGCCUCACUACCACGAACAGAUGCCGCCGCCGCCUGAAGACGUGUACUAUCCGCAGCCAGCGUUCUCCACCCCUACCUACUCCGUGCUGCAGUCGCAGUGCUUCACGCCGCCUCCUAGCUUGCCUUUGGAAUUCGACAUAAUCGCACAAGGAAAUUUCAGUUUCGCUCGCGAGGCCAUCGACGUGGGCGUCGAAGCAGAGGAUCUAUUCCCAGAAGACCUGUACGACGACGACGACGAGGAACCUCAGCUCCCGCCUCCGUCUAGCAAGCCCCAGAUGCUCUCCAAGACAACCAUCAUCGUUAACAGGCCCGAGCAAGGCGUGCAAACCGAAAUAGUCCAGCCGGCGGAGCAGUUGCAAAUGCAGCAAAUUUCCAUGCAGUCGGCACAACCUUUGCAGAUGGCGGCAAUACAGACGGCAGCUGCAUCGGAGCAGCGGCCGGCUCCGCCUCCGUCGCCACAAAUUCACGUGCAAACUGUCGAGCCGAAGCAGAGCUCGUCGAGUGACACACGCUUCGCCAAAAGCUGCGAGGAGAGUCUGCAGAGAAUUGCCAACUCGGUCGAUGACAUCCUCAACUCACUGAGUUCUCUGUCGUCCGACUACGCCCAGGGCGCAGGGCGGCGUCAGGGCCGCUACGAUGACGACUACUAUGAUGACGACCCGUCUUACGACGAGUACGACGACUACUCAGAGUCCGACGAUCCACCUCCUCGCCGCCAGAGUCGAAGAUCCAAGUCUUCGGGUAGGCGUCGCACCAGUGCCGUCAAUAAAGAGAGUCCUUCACUUUGGGGCUGGCUCUGCCGUAGCGUCCGUACCAUCAGGGAGGGCUCACCGUCUAGUGCGAACCAGAACGAUUCGCAGAUCGUUCAAGUGGCGAACCGCAUCCGUGAGCUGGUGCAGAGGGUCAUCCAGGCCUCCAACGAGGUCAUCGUGGCUCGCAAGGCGAUCCAACAGGGUGGGCUACAAGGGCAGAUCGCCAUGCAGAACGUGUUCGAAGCCGAAAACAAACUGUGGCAAUUGAUCAACCUCGAGGGCCAGCUGGCCAACGAGCUGGCCCAGUACAGAACGCUUGACACCACUUCGGACAAGGCGUACUUCGACAGCCUCAUACAGGCGGAAGACAAGAUCAGGCGCUUGAUACAGGUUGAAACGCAGCUGGCGAAUGAGAUUGGAGCUUGGCGCCAGAUGUCGCAGCAGAUGCCUCAGGCGACAUCCUAUACACGCACAACUAUGUACAAGGUUCCGGGAAACGUUUGCAGCACUUCAACGUCUGCGACGCCAACCGGCCUUCUGUCGCCCUCCUCGAGUUCAACAGGCUACACGUCAUAAAUUGCUUGCAGUUAUUCUUAA